Helianthus annuus (common sunflower) is the source of this 3564-nucleotide messenger RNA. Its product is annotated as F-box/FBD/LRR-repeat protein At1g13570. The record is from RefSeq and is a predicted model, not a curated record. NCBI's taxonomy places the organism in Eukaryota, Viridiplantae, Streptophyta, Magnoliopsida, Asterales, Asteraceae. The transcript is spliced from 8 exons. Bases 2169 to 3374 code for a protein of 401 amino acids. Gene Ontology annotation, molecular function: protein binding.
UUAGUCGUGGUUCAUUGUGAAUGGAUAAUUUCGGCGGUUCUUGACACGUCCCUGUUUCCUUCCCAAUCCACCUCCCCAUUAAAUCACUUUUCUCCACCACAACCUGGAUUUCUCCCCCGCCACCAAACGAUGGAGGCUGAUGAAGCUCAGAGAUCCGAAGCGGUUAUCGACUGCUAGGGUUCUGCUGCGAACCCGAUGACGGAGGUGAUUUUGGGGUUCUCUCCAACGGCCGAUAUACCCUUGCAUGCACCGUUUUUACCAGAUCGGUCAGAGCUUUGUAAUGGUCGACGAUUCUGCAAGCUUGAAGUGGUUUUCGACGGAGAUAAGUCCCACUGAUUUUGCUGGAGGAUAUCGUCUUGCUGUUCACGGGCAAAUGACAAUAUACAUUCUGGAUAGAAUAUCCACCAUCUGAAAAACUGAUUUCCUCUGUCGGAACUAAGCAAUCGAUUUCGGUCAUCAUGGGUCUUGAUUGGUUCGCAGUUUGUUCAUCAAGAAUCUAGGGGUUUCGACUGUCUUCUAUGCCUCUACGCAAAAACGUUACAGAUGGUAAUGAUUUGGAGCAAGUUACGAGGAGUCCUUCGUUCAGAGAGAAUGAAUUUGUUCAUGUUGAGUUAGUUGAUUCUGCUCAAAUGCAUGUUAAUACGAUUGAUCAGGUGAAGGAUAAGCUCGAGAAAUUGAUGGUUGCUAACAAAGAAUCUGGUAAGAGUAUUGAGAGUUAGGUUCGAACGAGCUCGGGCAUGUUUCUUAACAAAGCUCAGAUACAUGGCAAAGGUAGGAACCAAGAUGAGAGUAUGCUCUACGUGUGGUGGCAGAGGUCAAGUUAUGAGAUCCAAGAUUUGUGAUGAAUUCCCCUCCCAAGAUUUGUGUUGAAUUCCCCUCUUGCUAUAAACUAUAUCAUGAUAACACGGCCACAUACAUAUUGUAAAUUGCGCAACGUGCGACAAUGAGUAACACAAUACAUAUUGUAAAUCGCGCAACGCGCGACAAUGAAUAACCCUAGUUAAUAUAAUUAAGAAGUUGAAAUGAAUAGUCAUUUAAAUAUUAUAAUAAUAUAUAGCUUUUUUUUAAUACUUUUAUUAUUAUAAUAUUAUAAUAUAAUAAUAGUUUUUUUCUUUAUUUUUUAACUAUAAUAUAUUUUUUAAUAUUAGGCGUUGGGAUAAGCUUGGUGUGAACCGGUAUUGAACGGGUAUUUUUUAACUAUAAUAUAUUUUUUUCUUUUUUAGUUUCAGGGGUAGGGAUGGGCUCAGUGUCAACCGAUACAGAAUCGGUACUGAUACCAAAAAUAUCGGUUAAGGUACCGGUAUAUGAAGGUAAAAAACGGUAGUGAACCGGUACACAGAACAAUUUGCUCAUCUCUGACCACAGGUUUCAUGCGAACAACAUCGUUACCAUACAAUUUUUUUGGUUGAUUUUUUUCGGUUAUCUUUUAGUGUUUUUUUCUACAUUUUCUUUUUAUUCUUGUCAGCAAUUCUGUUCGCAACACGCUCGUAGUGAUUUCAAAACACAUCUAAACACAGACUAAAUAAAAAAAGAAAUUCGCCGCAACGCGGCGAACUUCUUUAAACCUAGUUUUAUUAGAAGUAAGGGUAAUUUAGUAAUUUCAUACUAAAUUAACUGAGCAAACUAAUAGAUAUUUACUCAAGGGACUAUCCAAGUAAUAAACGACCAAACCAUAGGAAGUAAGCAUACUAUUUCAAAAAACUGAGGUCUAAAUGUGAAAAAAAGGCAAACCAUAGAGACCAUCCGAGCAAUUAAAUUAACUAUGGAAACAUUAAAGCAGAGUCCCCAACAAAAACAAGCAUAAAGUAACUCUAUUCUGGUGUAUGCUUCUGUUCGUCAAUGUCGCUGGUGGCAGCUGGUUAGUUGGUCGCCAGUUUGCUUAUCAAAUAACCAACCUUAGGUAUUCUCUUUUCCAUACCGAUUACUUUUCAUAAACACCUUGUUCAUUACUGGGUUUGGGUAAUUUUGCUUCGAUAUUUCAAACAAAUGUGUGCCUUGAUAUAGUCACUAACCUAAUUGGCUUGGCUCAGUUCCAUUCCAUUCCAUUUUGUUGUUUGAAAGCUUUGACUUUCUUCUUUCCUUAUCGUAUCUGUUUCGUUGAUUUGUGUGUAGACUAACCAAAUUUUCACAGUAGCAAAUUCUGCAGCUAACAAUAAGGGUAUCCUAAGAUGGAUAGAAUCAGCAAGCUUCCUGUAGGCGUAAUAGAAACCAUCUUAUGUCUGCUACCGAUUCAAGAGGCAGCAAGGACAAGCAUCCUCUCUAAGGAAUGGAGGUACCAUUGGAUCAAAAUCCCUAAACUUGAGUUUAUUGAGGAUCAGUUUCAAGAAUGGACUCGCGGGCCUAAGCCGUCUGCUAUCGAGCUACAUCUUAACAAACCAAGUAAAAGGAAAGAUAUGGCCAAGAGGUGUAGGUUUUUCUACGCGAUAUACCAAGUUCUGCUUAUGCACGAGGGUCCAAUACACGAGUUCACUCUUUCUAUGAAAGUAGAUACCUCGUGUGUUGAGAUUGACCAUAUCAUACUUCAUUUGUCCAAGAAAAAUACUCUCAAGAUAUUAAAACUUGAUUUUGAGGCGGGAGGUGACGAGGGGCAUAGGUUACCCAUUUCUCUCUUCUCGUUACACCAAUUAACAAGUUUGUAUCUCCAUGGUUGUGCUCUUUACCAACAACGUUCAUUCAAUGAAUUUGGUUUCCUUACAACCUUAUAUUUGAGUAGUGUAUGGACGCAUAUGAAAACGCUUCACCGACUUUUAUCCAGCUGUCCCUUACUUAAGAGAUUGACUCUUGGUCAUGGGAUGACAAUUCUCUAUGAUGUUGAAGGUUCCACGAUUGUUGAUCUAUUCGAGUGUGUACCAGUGAUUGAAUGCCUUUAUGUUACGGUAUUCGGCUUGGAGGAUUUUCUUUCAAAGAGACUUCCGAAAAAGCUCCCGACAUCAUUAGUCCACUUGAAAUAUUUGUGUGUGGAUACUCUUUGCUUUACUCACAUAUAUGGGUUACCUUUUCUUACUCUUCUGAUUAGAAGCUCCCCAAAUCUGGAGAAACUGAAACUUAAACUAGUGAUGUGGGAAGAAAUGUACGUUGAAGAUGAUUUGGGCUCUUUUACACUUGAUGAUUAUUCAGAUAUCACGUUCGAGCAUUUGAAAGAAUUUGAGAUUCAAGGUUUCACUGACUCGGAGAAUGAGUUGGAUUUUGUGAGGCUUGUAUUAGCCAAGUCACCUGUACUAAAUAAGAUGAUGGUGUACCCACAUUAUUUUUUUGAUAAAAAUGAUGACUUGAGCUCUUUUACACUUGAUGAUUAUUCAGAACUCCUUUUUCGCUCCCCAUGCGCAUCACCUGUCGUAGAAAUCAUCGUUGGACGACGGUACAAAUCCGAUUAAUCGUGCUCUUGGUGAUCUUGUUCUUUGUUGUUAACUCUAGUGACAUGAUGACAAAAUUUGUUUUGUUUUGACAUGCGGUUUUGAGACGGAUGGUCUUUUGCGUCUUAAAUUUGUUAAAAUGUUAUGCUUUUCGGGUCUUGAAUUUGUGAUUGGGAAUGAGAAUGAGAAUGAGAAUGCAUAAUUUUACUUA